Molecule: messenger RNA, 1770 nt
Organism: Eruca vesicaria subsp. sativa (arugula)
Lineage: Eukaryota; Viridiplantae; Streptophyta; Magnoliopsida; Brassicales; Brassicaceae
Source: the annotation of a GenBank genome assembly
AUGGUCAUAGUCGAGGACCUCUCCGACGUACCAACAUCACAUGGAGAGGAUGAUGAAUCCUCCUAUGAUGAUGAUGAUUCAUUAACCCCAUCUAUGGUCUUCGACCACAUCAUGGGACCCACAGUGAUACUUCCAUCCCACGAGCACCCUUUUUUCAUAUACGGUAGCAGCAACGCUCACUGCCAGGCAUGUCCAGAACGUAGAGACAGAGAUUUCUUCGGCUACAGCUGCCAUACAUGUGGCUUGACCGUCCACAAAGAAUGUGCUGAAUCAUCGCCAGAGAUUAACCAUCCUUCUCACCAGAGACAUCCUCUCACGCUCAAAAAUGGCAUACCACUAGCUGCUGCUGACGAUAAGUGUCGUCUUUGUGGAGAAAAGCUUGAAAAAUUGGUCUACCAUUGCUCCAUAUGUGAUUUCAGCAUAGAUCUUUAUUGUGCGCGAAAUCCGCUUGAGUUAGUUGUUCACUACCCAAAAGGUCAUGAACAUAUCCUCACUCUCAUGCCAAGGCUCAUACGCUUCACUUGCAAUGCAUGUGGUCUUGAAUCCGACCGAUCUCCUUACGUUUGUCCUCAGUGUGAUUUCAUGAUCCAUGAAUAUUGUAUCUACUUACCACGCGUCAUAAGCAUUAUGCGUCAUAGACAUCGUAUCUCUCGCACUUAUUUUCUUGGUUCUGGAAAUUGGACUUGUGGAGUUUGUCGAAGAAGAGUUGACGGGAGAUAUGGAGCGUAUUGUUGCUCUAUUUGUCCAGACUACGCGGUUCAUUCAAAAUGUGCCACGAGAAGUGACGUGUGGGAUGGGCGAGAGCUUGAGGAUGAGCCAGAAGAAGACGAUGAAUGUGAAGAGCCUUUUUGGGUUGUGAGUGACGGGGUGAUAAAUCACUUUAGCCAUCGAGAGCACGAUCUACAACUCGAGGAUGGUGUUACUACUAAUAUCCAUGGCGAGCAUACUCGUUGUAGAGCAUGCGUUCGUCCUGUCUAUUCUAACUCAUUCUACAGUUGUAUGCAUUGCGAUGAUUUCGUUCUCCAUGAAACAUGUGCUAACCUUCCUCGAAAGCAACGACAUGUGCUGCAGAAUCAUCAACUUACUUUGUACCAUGAUGAUAGCGUAGUCAUGGACUUUCCAAGUACUCGUGGAGUAUUCUUAUGCUCUGCUUGCGACCGACUAUGCAGUGGUUUCAGGUAUGAAUGCUGCAAUAUCAAGUUAGAUGUAAGGUGCGGUUCAAUAUCUGAACCAUUCUUAUACGAAUGCCAUCCACAUCCUCUGUUCCAAACUUCAAUAGGUAGCAAAAUAUGUGUGGUUUGCAAGCAAGAGUCGGCUUAUGUUCUUUCUUGUAUGGACUGCGAUUUUGUUUUGGAUUUCAAGUGUGCUACCUUACCAAAUAGGGUAAGGUACAAAUAUGAUAUAAAGCCUCUUAGUUUAUGCUACGAUGGAGACAAGGACAUGACCGGUAGUUACUGGUGUGAGAUAUGCGAGGGAGAAAUGGAUCCGAAGGUAAUGUUCUACACUUGCGAAACUUAUGGCUCGACUAUUCAUAUUCAUUGUGUACUCGGAGACUUCAGAUAUGUGAAGCCUCGACUGCAUUUUGAAUUCAAUGGAAAAAAAUGGAAAGUGGCUUUGAAUGGUAUAAAUCGACCAGGAUGUUACAAGUGUGGCUUUCGUUGCAAAGGGCCCUUCGUUGCAGUAAGGGUAGACUAUGAUAAUGGUGUUGUUUGUUCUCUUUUAUGUUUAUGGAAAGGAGAUACUAUCGAAUUUCUAAGAAUAAUAGACUAA